This is a messenger RNA of Aspergillus clavatus NRRL 1, 1194 nucleotides long. Its product is annotated as glycosyltransferase family 15 protein. The transcript has 4 exons. Gene Ontology annotation, cellular component: Golgi apparatus; membrane. Bases 1 to 1194 code for a protein of 397 amino acids. The record is from RefSeq and is a predicted model, not a curated record. Gene Ontology annotation, biological process: cell wall mannoprotein biosynthetic process; protein O-linked glycosylation; protein N-linked glycosylation. Gene Ontology annotation, molecular function: alpha-1,2-mannosyltransferase activity. NCBI's taxonomy places the organism in Eukaryota, Fungi, Ascomycota, Eurotiomycetes, Eurotiales, Aspergillaceae.
AUGGCGGUCGCGAGGCCCAUACGCAUGCUCGGCGCAGCAUGUAUCCUGCUAUGUCUCUUCCUGAUCUUCCAGGUCAACAAGACUGAAGGCCCGACAUUCAUUAGUAAGGGGUCAAAAGAAUAUCAGGGCAUGAAGAAAGACCCUCUCUUAGAUCCCACUGGUGAACCCGAGGGCCAUUUAUGGCGAGCAGAAGACAACGACUAUACCCCCAACAGCGCCAAAUCCGCCCGUACGAACGCUGCUCUCAUCUUGCUUGUGCGCAAUGAAGAGUUAGACGAGCUCAUUCCGACUAUGAAGGAUUUGGAGCGGACCUGGAAUGGCAAAUUCAACUAUCCCUGGAUUUUCUUCAACGACAAGCCUUUCACCGAAGAAUUCAAGAAGCGCACCCAGGCCGAGACCAAGGCGAAGUGCCAAUAUGAGACCGUGCCGAAGGAACAUUGGGAUGUCCCCAGUUGGAUCAACAUGGAACUCUUCCGCGAGUCCGCGCAACUUCUGAAAGAGCAGGAUAUUCAAUACAGCGACAAGCUCUCCUAUCACCAGAUGUGCCGGUGGAACAGUGGCAUGUUCUAUAAGCAUCCUGCCCUCAAGGAUUACAAGUACUACUGGCGCGUUGAACCCAAGGUCCAAUUCUUCUGCAAUGUCGACUACGACGUGUUCCGAUACAUGGAAGACAGAAACCUUACGUACGGUUUCACCAUCAACCUGUUCGACGCUCCCCAGACCCUCCCCUCACUCUGGCCGGAGACGAAGAAGUUCCUUGCCGCAAACCCCUCUUAUCUAUCCAGCAACAACAUGAUGGAUUGGUUGACGGACAGCACCCUGCGACCGGAUCACACCGAAGCCGCGAAUGGAUAUUCAACCUGCCACUUCUGGUCGAACUUCGAGAUCGGCGAUUUGGAUUUCUUCCGGGGAGAACAGUACGAGGCCUAUUUCAACCAUCUCGACCGAGCCGGCGGUUUCUACUACGAGCGAUGGGGCGAUGCUCCUGUGCAUUCGAUUGGCGUGGGACUAUUCGCUGACGCAGCUAAGGUUCACUGGUUCCGUGAUAUCGGAUACAACCACAUCCCCUACUUCAACUGCCCCAACUCCCCCAAGUGCUCGAAAUGCACACCCGGCAAAUUCUACGCGGGCGAACCCUUCCUGGCCAAGGAAGACUGCCGCCCGAGCUAUUUCAAACACGUUGGAAUGCACUAG